This is a messenger RNA of Labeo rohita (rohu), 2348 nucleotides long. RefSeq names its product cellular communication network factor 1, like 2 (gene ccn1l2). The coding region runs from base 452 to 1588 and encodes 378 amino acids. The transcript is spliced from 5 exons. NCBI's taxonomy places the organism in Eukaryota, Metazoa, Chordata, Actinopteri, Cypriniformes, Cyprinidae. Gene Ontology annotation, cellular component: extracellular region. Gene Ontology annotation, biological process: signal transduction. Gene Ontology annotation, molecular function: protein binding. The record is from RefSeq and is a predicted model, not a curated record.
ACUGAGAUCGGCAGGCUCAUUUUGCAAUUUUGCAUUUACACCCUGCUCCCUAGAGCUCCAGCUACACAAAAAAUAAGGGAUCCCCUCAUUAUGAAGACACACUCCCUCUGCUCCGAUCCAUGAUGUUGAUGUCAGAGCUGCCUCUCUCUCUCUCUCUCUCUCUCUCUCUCUCUCUCUCUCUCUCUCACUUGCUCGCUUGCUCUAUAAGGUGACCUGCCUCUUUGGAAAUGCUCUGCAAAACUGACAAGGCAUCUGCGUUUGAGCCUUGCUAUAGGCAAGCUUUAGCUUAGUAACUAGUCUGACUGAUGCACUUUGUAACUGGACUGGCUGUGGAACAUUUGCCUUCUGAGGUUUUUGGAGUUAUUUAGUAUAAAAGUGGAUAAACCUGCUUUUGCAUUUGGGGAUUUUUAAUUAUUUUUCCUUUGGGAUUCAUUUUUUGGAAAGCUUGGAAAUGUACUCUGGAAGGAAUCUGAGGACUCUGGCUGUUAUUUGCACAGUCUUGUUGUUUGUUGUAUGUUCAGCUGAAGGAGAGGCGUCCAGAGGCUGUUCCCGUCCGUGCUCCUGCCCCCCGUCUCCACCUUCCUGUCCGGUCGGAGUGAGCUGGGUGCUGGAUGAGUGCGGCUGCUGUAGGGUGUGCGCCCAACAGUUUAACCAGGACUGCGGCCCUGACCGACCCUGCGACCACAUCAAGGGCCUGCGCUGCCACCUAGGGGCCGGAGGAGACCCUCGACGUGGUCUCUGCAGAGCUGAGGCUCAGGGGCGUCCAUGUGAGUUUGCUGGUCGUGUGUAUCAGCACGGAGAGGAUUUCCAGCCCAGCUGUGAGCACCAGUGCAGCUGUAUGGAUGGCGUGGUGGGCUGUAUGCCGCUGUGUCCACACAACAUCCCUCUGCCCCGCAAACACUGCGCCAACCCCCGUCUGGAAACGCCGCCGGGACGCUGCUGUGAGGAGUGGCUGUGUGACGACGAUAACAGCAUCAGAGAAGACCCACCAGACCCCCGUCCCCAUCGCACCCCAUCCAACCAUAUCAACAAACUCAUACAGAGUCCUAACAGCGUCCAGACCAGGAGGGGCUCCUUUCAAGAGUGGGUGUCCCUGCCAGUGUCUCAGAUUCCCUUCCCAUCAACCGAAUGUUUCCCACAGACCACCGACUGGUCCGAAUGUUCUGCUUCCUGUGGGUUUGGCAUCUCGAGUCGUGUGACCAAUAGUAAUGCCCAGUGCAAGCUUGUUAGAGAGACUCGUCUUUGCCAGAUCAGAGAAUGUGACAUCACUCCAGCUGUGAAGAAAGGAAAGAAGUGCAGGCAAACGGUGAGGUCUCGGGAACCGGAGCAGAUCACGUUCGCUGGCUGCUCUACGGCUCGCCGCUACCGGCCUCGUACGUGCGGCUCGUGUGUGGAUGGCAGAUGCUGUCAGCCGUCCUCAUCCCGCACGGUGCGUCUGCGGUUCCGCUGUCCAGAUGGCGAGAGCAUCACACGUAAUGUCAUGUGGAUCCAGCGUUGCCGCUGCAGCAAAAGCUUCUGCGGAGUUCAGAGAGAGCGAUCCUCACCCACCGUCAGCCUUCACAACGACAUUCACACCUUCUCUCACUGAACACACUCACACAAUGCGCCAUCAAUACAUAAUGCCUAAAACUUACUUUUCACAUUCAAAGGAUGUCCUGUUUUAGGCAAGAUUCCUGAACUAUAGAGUAGUAAACUGUUUUAGACUGUGUAUAGUUUUUGCACUUUAUAUGUUUCUCCUUUGCUUUGACCUACAGGCUCUGAAUCUCAUGAAAACAUAUCCAGGUCACAUUUCUUGAAGACUGUUGUUAGCCCAUGUUUCCACAUCUUUCUGCUUUUAUUUAUUCUGUUGUUUUUAAAUUUUAAGUGUUUGUUGUGUCUUGAAGGAUAAGUGACUUAUUGGGCUUUAGAUGAAUGACUUCCUGUCACUCGAUGGGUGAGAGAAUGCACUAGUAAUAAGGGGAAUGAGAUUACCUGAUUAAGGGAUAAAAUGAAGACUUUAAAAAAUAUUUUUGGCUUUUAAACUAAUAUAUUUUCUGUCCAUUCUUCAUACGGCAGAGUUUUUACUCGUAUAUUAAGUUGUACAGUACAGUACAGUUAAUGUGUGGAAGAAAGCAGGAUGGAAAUGUGUUUUAACACAGAUGUGUGUGAGCGGAUGACUGGAGACUUGCUUUGUCUUUUGUACAGUGUACAGGCUUCACUAUAGGUGGAGUGACUCUUUGAGACUGCUUCAUUUUUCGGGGCAAUUCUAGACACUCUCUUGUAUAGGAGUGAACGACUAUUUGUAUAGUUAAGAUAUUGAAUAUAAAUGACUUUGCUGAUGAAUCUGGGACACAAAAAAUAAAACAUUU